This is a messenger RNA of Seriola dumerili (greater amberjack), 867 nucleotides long. RefSeq lists its product as uncharacterized. Bases 1 to 867 code for a protein of 288 amino acids. The transcript is spliced from 3 exons. NCBI's taxonomy places the organism in Eukaryota, Metazoa, Chordata, Actinopteri, Carangiformes, Carangidae. The record is from RefSeq and is a predicted model, not a curated record.
AUGUUGCCACCUCAGUUCUACCUGAGACGUCCCCUGUGGGUGAAAAAGAAGCUGUGUCAGUUCAUUCCUGAUCCCUCUAACAGCAGUCUGGCCUACUGGACCCCAAUAACCACCUUGGAGAGCAUGGAGCAGCAUCCAGUACUAGAGAAGCCUGACAUUAAAUACCCUGAAGUUAUUUUGCUUGGUGAAAGUGAGCUGCAGAUGUCUGACCUGGAUCAGGCCUUUGGCCUCCAAACAUAUUCCUGUCAUGAGUACUCUCCACUCCCAGUUUCAGAGCCUCAGACUCCUCAGAGUAGCAGAAUAUCAGAGAACAGGAACCCAAUCAGAUCCAAGACAACCUCCGAAACCGACCUCUCCUCCUGCCCAUACUCCAGCAUCGUCUUCUCACAGACUCACAAAAAUCCUCCAUCACCGAUCCUGUUACCUACUUGUCACCAGUUCAACGACCGGCAGCACAGUAUUGUCAGCAUCAGUGACGUCGAGCUGCAGCUAGGUAGAGACGCUGAGUCGUUUGAAGGCAGGAGGGCAGGAGCACCACAAGAGGGCAGGAGCACCACAAAACUGGAUUCACCUCUUUCCCUAGCAGAUGAACUGAAAACCUUUCCUCUUUGUCUGAAAAAGCAUCAAAGCCUCAUUUCCCUCCAUGACUUCAGCAGCAUCUCUCCAUCCUCUGUCUUACUUUCUCGCACUGCUGAGCCCCCUUCACCCAAACACCUUUUUCUUCAAAGCAACUUAAACUCAGUCCCACUGCUCCAGCCCGACACCGUCACUCACCCCAAUGCUUCACCUGACAAUUUUACGUCUUUUCAUCCUCAUAUUUUCGUGGAUUUCUCCUACUGUCCUGUGGGGUGUGACCCUCACAGUUAG